This is a messenger RNA of Rotaria sp. Silwood1, 3189 nucleotides long. The record is from the annotation of a GenBank genome assembly. NCBI's taxonomy places the organism in Eukaryota, Metazoa, Rotifera, Eurotatoria, Philodinida, Philodinidae.
AUGUACAAUAUUGAAUGUCAAAUACAAUUAACAGAAAAACAAGAAAUUUCCUUGACUUUAACUGGCAUUAAAAAAAAUGUAAAAACAGUUCGUGAAAUUAUUACAAACUUAUUUGAAUCAACACAAAUAAAAAUUUAUGAUAAAGAAAACAUUGAUCAACCAAUGAUUUAUUGGUCAAAAACUAUUAGAUCAGAUUUAAUAAUACUUGUUAUACAACAAAUAAUGGAUCAUCACAAUAUUUUUACUCUAUGGGAAAAAACAGCCAUGUUUUCAGGUUACUUUAAAGUAGUUUACUUAACUCAUGAAUCUUUUCUUGUAUCUGAAACGAAGAUUACAGAAAUUUUACGUAAUGAAAUAGCCUAUGUUGAAGAUAUGGUGAUGCCUUGUGAAAAAACUAAAAAUUUUUUGAACGAUAUUGAUCAAUUCAUUCUGGCUAGACAAGAUCCGGAACUGGCUAUUAUUCGUUGUAAAUAUCCAUAUAAAUUAGAUAUUAAAAUUAGUUUAUUUGGACGAAAAAGUGUAGUUAAAAAAGCUAAAAAACAAUUACAAUCGAUCAUAAAUAAACAUACAAUAAAAAUAUUUCCAUUAAGAAUAACUACAAAUCAACAAGAUUAUCUAUUAGAAAAUUGCACUGAACAAUUAAAAGAUUUAGAACAUGAAUAUAAAGAUGAUUGUCUUAGAAUCCGAAUACGAGACAAAGAAUUUAGUGCACCACAAUAUUUAAUUGAUCGUAUUCAAGAAAAAAUUAAAAGACUUUUCAUACAAACAUCUACUUUCCAAUAUCAAAAACUAGGAGAUUCUUUACAAAUCACUGAUGAAAAUUAUAAGAAACUCAAUCAAAUUGCACAGUAUAAUUAUUGUCAAAUAGAAAAAAUUGAAACAAAAGCUGAAAUGAAAGCUUACUCUGUUCCAAAAGCAUUAUCACCAACAUUGAACAUAUCGAGUUCAAUUAUUGAACAAUCCAAUGAAUUUAUUUCUUCAUUGUCAAUGAGAAAAAUAGCAAUAUUAAAUGGUUCCAUCGAAAUUUAUUUAGCAAAUGAAACAAGUUCUAUACUGAGAGACGUUACAGUUAUUUCAUCUAGAGCAGCAGCUGUUCAAGAAGGUAUUGAAUAUUUAAGUGAUUAUGGAUAUUCCGAAACGAAGACAGGGCGAAAAUUUUUAUUUUAUAGUUGGUCACCAAUUUUAUCAAAUGAUGAUAAAACAAAUAAAAAGUUGAUAAAAUCUAUUGAAAAAUUCAUAUCUUCUACUUUACAAAAUAUCAUAACAUCUUUUGCUAAUAUAGAAACAGUAGCUUUUUUAACAAAUGAAUGGGAAAAUGUUGGUAUUCAACAACAAAGGCCAUUAGCUAAUAAUUUAAUCAAUCAAGUUAAACAAGAAAUUGAGACAAGAAAACUUAAUUGGCGAAUUUUAUUUAUUUUUAACAAUCAACAAGCGAACUUUUACAAAGAAUUCUGUCAAAUCUUAAUUGAAUCACAAAGUGAACAAGAUGGUUUUGCUCAAUUCUCUGCUCCAAUAUCGAUCAUUCAAAUUACAGUAGCAACAGCAUCAAAUUUCGAUCGUGUUAAAUGUGAAAACGAAAUCAAUAACUAUGUUCAAAAUUACAUUACGGCAAAUAAAACUUUAAGUAAUGAACUGGAUGUAAGACAAUGGGAUCAAAAUAUGAUAAAUGCUUUUUAUAAGUAUUGCUUGGAUAAAUCCAUAUUACCAAAAAUAGAUCUAUUAGUUCAUACACAUAUACAUUUAACUGGUGCAAUGUUAUGUCUUAAAAAAACAAUAGAAAAAUAUAAGUUAAUGUCAGAAAUUUUUAAACAUAAAUCAUCAUUACGAAUUCCACCUCCAGUUAUUCCUCGAACUUCGAAACCAACAAAUGAUCGUUCGAAGCAAAUGAAUCUCAAUGCAUAUAAUAUUUAUUUUUCUUGUUGUGAACAAGACCAAACUUUUUGUAAUCGUAUAACUUCAUAUUUAAUUGGUGAAGGUUAUUCUGUAUGUGAAACGUCAUCAAAUUCAUCACAAUUUCAAUCUUUUAUAGAUAAAUGUGAUGUUAUAUUAAUUUCUUUCAAUGAGAAUUAUUUCAAAAAUAAAUAUUCUAAUAUGGAACUAAAUUAUGCGAAAUUAAAAGGAAAACAAUUACUUCCGUUUGUAAUUCGAUAUAGUUCCGAAGAAAAUCCUUGGCUUACUUCACUUACACUUGCUGAAUUAUUCUAUGAUGUUUUUAAUACUGAAAUUGAUAUUGAAUUUAAAGAUGAUUUCGACCUUGAAUAUGAUAAAUUAUUAUCGAAAUUGUUACGUUAUACAAAACCUGGUGUGACAGGUAAAAUCUAUUCUGAAACAGCAGUUUUACCCAAACUUACAGAAAAUAAAGAAGACAAUGAAGAACGUGCAUUUGGUAACAAAUCAAUUGCUCUACAAAAAGUUACUUCCGAACAACGUCACGAACGUGAAACAUCAUAUCGAAAAUAUCUAACAAAAACAAUCGAAAAUGAAAAAAUUCCAACUGAUGAAUUACGUGAAUCCAACGAAGAUUUAACAAAAGUCAUUAAUGAUUUAGAACGAAUUCUACGAGGAGAAGAUCCAUAUACUGAACUACCUGUCGAAUCAUAUGAAUGGUAUGGAAGACGAGAAGGAAAUUUACCAUUGGAUGAAUUGACAUCCUAUUAUAUUCGGGAAUUUUUGAAUUCUGUAAAACGAUGGUUGAAUAAAUCAACAAAUGCAAUUCGAGGCAAUAUUAUACCAUUCACACCUACUGGAGAUAUAAAUGAUGCUAUUUUCGUCAUUGAUCAACCAUCUUAUAGUAAAUUGUUUGAAAAAAACUUUCUAUCAUUCGAUCAUUCACCUCCAAAUCAAUAUUUCUCACCAUUUAAAUCGAAUCCAGGAUCAUGUUUUAAUCAUGAAGAAUCACAAGAUUAUUAUCAAAAACUAAUUCAAUGUAGUAGACCAAUAAAUUCCAUAGAAGCAAUCAUGGAAGAUAAUGAUACUGCUUGGGAUACAGUUUCUCUUUAUCAUACACCUAUUGAUGUUGAUGAAGAUGACAUUGAUAUCGAACGAAAAACACUAGAUGAAAUAAAAAAAUUAGAAAAACUUGAUAAUCCAAAUCGAGUUUGGAAAAAUACACGAAAUGCUGAGAAAUUUAUUCAACAAAAAAUAAAAAAUAUUCUUGAAUUGAAAGAAUUAUGUGAAAAAUCAACAUAA